Molecule: messenger RNA, 4624 nt
Organism: Frankliniella occidentalis (western flower thrips)
Lineage: Eukaryota; Metazoa; Arthropoda; Insecta; Thysanoptera; Thripidae
Product: condensin complex subunit 1-like
Exons: 28
Coding region: 162-4448 (1428 amino acids)
Biological process (GO): meiotic chromosome condensation; mitotic cell cycle; mitotic chromosome condensation
Cellular component (GO): nucleus; condensed chromosome, centromeric region
Molecular function (GO): histone binding
Source: RefSeq, a predicted model, not a curated record
CGGGAAUCGCGAUUGAACAACAUUUGACUUUGACUUGAUGUAAUCUAUUUUAUGUUUGGAACAUUACAAUGAAUUGAAUUCAAUAAUCAUAACCGUAUAUUUUUUAAACAAUAAUAGUUUUUUGUCAAUUUUAUAAAGAUAUAUAAAUAUCUGCUGUCAACAUGGAUUUUGAAUUCGCAAUUCCGUUGAGCAUUGAUGAUCUUCUUCACAAUGAAUCACCCUUAUAUGUUGUUCAAGAAGUUGCGUCUUUGAGAGAGCUUCGAGUGAAGAUAGAAUUGAGUGGUCGUGCCCUUACUCAGGAUGGAUGUUUCUUUAUUCUUGAGCAUUUUGACACACUUUACUCCCAUUUGGUUCAGUGCAAAGAGCUGGAUGUUAGAGAUUUGGUUGCUGUGCUUCAUCAGGCCCUGGGCGGUGUUGAAAAUAUGGUGAGCUGUUUCCCAGGUCUCAUUACAGAUGAUAUGGAUGCUGACCAGCGAAAAAAAAUGCUUAAUGUUGCCAAAAUGAACAUGUUUAUAUUUUGUUAUGCAUUCCGCAUUGUUGAGGAUAAAAGAAUGGGAAAGGAUAUGCUUUUUGAUAUCAAGGGUCGGAAGAAAACCGCAAAGUCUGUUGAACACUUUGGAUGGGAUGAAGAUAGAAAUCGUGUGCUUUUUGCUUUAUACGCCUUUGUUCAAAUACCAAUUCAGAAGUUAUGGAAUCCACCUGUUGUUGAUGAGGAGUUUGUCAGCCUAGUGUCCAACAUAUGCUAUAAAGUGUUGGAGGAUCCAGGAAUCAGUUCUGUGAAGUUGAAGCCCAUGAGAGAGUCGAUCUUUCAAAUUUUGGGCACUCUUGUCUCACGCUUUCAGCAUGGUUUGAGUUGUACUGUGAAAAUAGUGCAGCUCCUCAAAAUCUAUGAACAUCUCUGCACUCCUCUCGCUGAAUGUGUUAUAGCUCUUGUUCAAGAUUAUGGAUGCCGGGGAUUUUUGCGUGAAGUUGUUCGAGAAAUUAGUGAAUCAGAGUCUAUAUAUGAUUCAAAUGGAGCCAAAACAUUUUCUCUGUUUUUGACUGAGAUCGGCAAGAAUGCAUCUGAUCUUGUUUUGCCAAUCAUGAGUUUUUUAUUACCACACUUGGAAAGUGAUCCAUAUACUAUGCGCAAUUGUGUGCUUGAAAUCAUGGGAGAAGUCCUUGUUCAAAUUCUUAGUUCUGAAACUAUGAAUGAAGAGCUGCGUGAGACACGAAAUAUAUUUCUUGAUCAUCUUCAUGAUCAUCUACUUGACACUAAUGCAUAUGUACGCUCCAAGUCAUUGAAAGUAUGGCAGCGACUGGCUCAAGAGAAAUCUAUCCCAAUUUCAAGUUUUGGGAGUCUUCUGAAGGACGUUGUUGAAAGGCUACAUGACAGUAGUUGGACUGUUGUGAGAUCAGCUGUGCAAUUGGUCAAAAGCAUUCUUGAGAACAAUCCAUUUGGAGCCAAAAUGGAUCUGAACACAGUAAGAGAGAAAUUAGCAAUUGAGGAAGCAACCUUGGCCAAGUUACAAGAAGAAUCUUGCAACAUGGAAAAUAUGACCCGAGCACAGAGAUGGGAGGUUCUUGUGCCAUCUAUUACACUAUUUGUUGAGGAGGCGUUACAGUCAGACAGUGCAAACAAAGAAUCUAGUGAUCAGAAUGAAGAAGAAGCAAAUGACAUGAACGAAGUAGAAAUGAUGAAAACACUGAAAGAAAUAAGAGAAUGUAUUGAUAAAAAAGAGUUUGAAAAAGCUAUGAAGUUAGUACGGAGAACUGAAAAAAUGUUCCCUGGUGCAAGUGAACUCAGGCAAGAUAAACGUCUUGAAUGGCAGGUUGACUAUUUUAUAAAAUUAAUCAAGAAAAUUUAUAUUGAAAUGAGUGAGGAAGCAAAUGAUGAGGACAAAGAAAAUGUGAAUAAUGAUGAGGAAGAAAAAAAGAAGGAGUCCAAUAAAAAGAGCAAGAAACGAAGAUUACAAAACUUGCACCAAUGUGAAGAUGAAAUGAAAGUAGAAGAACCAGAAUCUGUCCAGAAGGCUGCAAUUCAAACCAGGGUGGUCCAAUACAUAAAAGAUUGUGUAACAUUUGCUGAGGAAAUUGAGAAAGCUAUCACUGUGAUCUCAUCACUUCUACACUGUGGACAAAUACAUGUGGUUCAGGACACAAUUGAAUUUUUGACCACUGCAUCAAUGUUUGGAUUUGAUCAGUCAAACACAGGGAUAAAGCAAAUGUUAUUACUCUUGUGGAGUAGUGAAGCAAGUGUGAAGGAAGCGGUUGCUUUAUCUUACAAAACUCUUUAUCUGGAUAUUCAGCCUGAAAUUCCAAGUGGUCGAGCCCAGGCAAUAGAAAUUGUACGCAAUUUGUCUAAGCUUCUAAGCACUCUGGACCAGAAUGAGAGAGCAGCCCUAGAAAUUUUAGUCACAGAAUGGGUUUCAUCUGGAGCUCUUGACAAGCCUUGUAUACAGGUCAUGUGGGAAAGAUUUUCUUUGGCUUUGAAAGACACAACCCCUGAGGAGAGCCAAUGGGCCCUCCAGCUUUUGACCAUGGUUGCUGCAUCUAAAAUCCAAAUUGUGCAGACGAAUAUUGAUGUGCUAGUAAAAGUUGGUCUAAGUGAAAGAGGACAAAGACAGAGUCUUAUCAUUCAAGACACUUGUAAGGCUCUUUUAAAACUUGUUCCUAGUGGUAGAGUAACCUCAGAUGAUGAACCGUUGAGGUACCCCCAAGAUCACAUAAUGUUCCAGACCCUCUUGGAAAUUAUUAAGGAUGGAUUCACAUCUAUUGAAGAUAAACACUAUGAGAGGAUGGCUGAAGAAGCCUUGGAUGUUAUUUACAUGCUCUCAGAGAAUCCAGAUGUGACAUGUGAAAAUCUCUUGAAGUAUAUAAUGGAUCAAGUUUGCGUGAAAUCAAGUGAUGGUGAAUCAAGUGACUCGCAAGAGCUCUCUUGUCGUGCUGAGAUUGUUGCAAGAUUAGUUUUCUUCAUUGGUCAUAUUGCCUACAGGCAAUGGGUACACCUUGACAAAUUUGUAUUCCGUGAACUGAAACGGCGGAACCGACUGCGUGAAAAAUUUGCGGAAGAAUCUAACGAUCUAAAAGCAAAAGCAGCUAGUUUAAAAACCAAAAAGAAAAAAGGGAAAGACAAAAAUGAUGUUAAUGAGUCUGUUUUACAAAACUCAGUCCUUUCUGCUUCCCACAUUUUAUUGGAAAAACAGGAACCUGAUGACGGUAUUGGUGGUGAUAUUGCUGCUGAUGAUGCUGAAGCAGAAUAUAUAAACAGUGUUUGUGAAUCAGAGAUUGUCACUGGGCAAUCUUUGCUUGGCCAACUGAGUUCAAUUGUUGUUUCUGUGUGUGCCAAUCCUCAUAAGUACACAGAUAUUAAACUGCAGGCCACUGCAAGUUUAUCUCUAACUAAAUUGAUGUUAGUGUCCUCAGACUUUUGUGAGAGACAUCUGCAGUUGGCAUUUACCAUGAUGGAGAAAUCUGUUGUUCCUCAAAUCCGUUCAAAUUUGGUUUAUGCAAUGGGUGAUCUUGCUAAUCGGUUCCCAAAUCUGAUUGAGCCAUGGACCAAACAUUUCUAUUCCAGGCUGGGUGACAAGUCUUCCCAGGUUCGUCAAGAUACAAUUUUGGUCCUAAAGCAUCUGAUAACUAAUGAAAUGGUUAAAGUGAGAGGGCAAAUAUCUGAUCUAGCUCUUUGUAUUGUUGAUCCUGAACCUCAAAUUUCAUGUAUGGCAAGUUCAUUAUUUGAAGAACUCUCCAAGAAGGGUAAUACUUUGUACAAUGUUAUGCCUGACAUAAUUUCAAGAUUAUCGAAUCCAAGUGCUGAGGUUGAGGAAGAGAAAUUCCAGACUAUUAUGAAGUUCCUCAUGCAACUCAUUCAGAAAGAUCGACAAAUGGAGUCUUUAGUUGAUAAAUUAUGUCAGAGGUUCAGGGCCUCCACACAUGAAAGACAAUGGUGUGAUCUAGCUUAUUGUCUAUCACUGUUGCAAUAUUCCGACCGUUCAUUGCGGCGACUGCUUGAAAAUUUGCCUUGCUAUGGGGAGAAAUUAACUGUACCAAUGAUCUAUGAUACAUUCAAUGACAUUUUGUACCAAGCAGGAAAAACUCAGAAGCCUGAGCGUUUGCAAAUAGUUGAAGAGUUGAAAUCAAAAAUAAGUGAGUGCCUUCAGAAAGGUCUUCCUGAAGGAGAUGCCACUAGGUUUGAGUCUGGUACAGCUGAUAGCCAAAGCCAAGAUUCUGAUGGUAGUGAUGGUAAAAAGAGGUUGCCAGCCCGAACUCCUCGAAGAACACAGAAGAUAGGGACUCGAACACCUGCAACUGUGCGAGGGCGAGGUAGAGGAAGAGGGCAGGGCAGAGGCCAAAACAGCAGAAGACGUAACACAAGGGUCUCUAGCUCAUCAGAACAGUCAUCUUCAGAGAGUGAUGAUGAAGAUGUGUUUACAAAAAAGACAGCACGAAACAGAAGAGGACGUCGAUGAAGUUUUUUAUUUUACUUUUUUAAUCAGUAGUUAAAAUUAUAUAUUAUGGGUACAUGUUUAAAUGAUGUAGAUUUAGGAAAUAAUUUCUUUAACACAGUUUUACCACAUUUUUUCUUGAUUGUGAUAUAAACCUAUAUCGUGUCAUAUUUCCUGUGUAAUAAAUUGCCAACACGUAA